GGGACCAUUAGUGCAAGAAAGAAAAAAUUAAUUGGGACAAACGUUUAAACAACUUAGUAGCAGGAAAUUCAGGCAAAUCACGGAUUUGCAAGAGUCAAAACCCGGGCAAAGGAUGACAGGAAGAUGGAAAAGGGAAAUGGAGUUGAUCCCUUUGGCCUUUCAAGCAUGCCUUCUCUUCUGGGCAAUGAGUUCUGCUGUUGCUUUAGAACCUCAGAUGGGUUCUGCUCGUGUUGUAUUUCAGACGAAUUAUGGUGAUAUUGAAUUUGGCUUCUAUCCAACUGUUGCCCCAAGGACGGUUGAACAUAUAUUCAAGCUUGUUAGACUGGGAUGCUAUAACACCAAUCACUUUUUUAGGGUUGACAAGGGAUUUGUGGCCCAAGUGGCAGAUGUUGCUGGAGGGAGAAGUGCUCCAAUGAAUGAGCUGCAAAGGACAGAAGCUGAAAAAACUCUCAAGGGUGAAUUUAGUGAUGUCAAGCAUGUAAGAGGAAUUCUAUCUAUGGGAAGGUACUCUGACCCAGACAGUGCUCAAUCUUCAUUCUCAAUACUUCUUGGAGAUGCACCUCAUCUUGAUGGACAAUAUGCAGUAUUCGGAAAAGUCACCAAGGGUGAUGAAACAUUAAAGAAAUUAGAGGAACUCCCUACUCGCCGUGAAGGGAUUUUCGUUAUGCCAACUGAACGGAUUACCAUUUUGUCAUCAUAUUAUUACGACACCGAGAUGGAAACAUGUGAACAAGAUAGAUCUGUUUUGAAAAGGAGGCUUGCAGUGUCUGCUAUUGAAAUUGAAAAACAGAGAAUGAAAUGCUUCCCUUAAAGUAUGUACGAAAGAUCACGACAGGAUCAUUAUAUUUUCUGUAAGUUCUCUAGUCCAGUAACUGGCCAAUGAGAGAUUAAUUUAGUACUAAUUUAUGAAUCUGCGAAGUUUGUACUCUCAUUCUAAGAUGCUUCAAGAUUUUACUCAAAUUGAAAGUGUUACAUGUGUGUUUAUUUCUAAAGCUUGGGUGGGGUUUUUUGAAUUUGAACUGACAUGCAUUCAAUAUAGUGGACACAACUUGUCAACAAGUCUUCCCCUGGUGAGUUCUUUACUAUUCUUACACUGACAUGUUCAGGUGUAACACAUGCUUUGCAGACAUGAAAAGAACAAAAUCUGUUAAGUGGCUGCAGUAUAAAAUUUUAUAAUAUCACUUAAUAUCACAUGAUAUAUGCUCAUGGAUAUUGAUACUUAUUGAGAAAAUCUCGGUGGCAUUCAAUAGGAACUGAUGGGACAUUCAACUAUUGGCCAAGUUUAUAACACAUUUAUUAUCAUCAUAUUGACCACCAAUAAGUGAAUGCCACAUGCACUACAGAAAGUCACUGAGAUAAUGUCACUGUAUGGUAUCGUUACUCUUCCUGAUUACGUUUAAAGCAUCAUGUCUCCGUGGCUCAUUUGGUUUUACUGAUAAUGGUUUGUCAAAUUUUGUCUUUCUCCCCUUGCUUGGUUCUAAUAGUUGUGGGGUGAGGUAUUUCUACAGUGACAACUGCAAGCCCCGGAAUUGACUUGUAGUUUUGUUUACUGUCUCAAACAUAAUGGGUCAAGCCAUCUGUCAUUGCUUUAGUUGUGUUUGAUAGAGGUGAAAGACUAUCUUACACUAAUGUGAAUAUGUCUGUCAGAUCUUAUAUCAUGAAGAUAAUAGUGGAUUCUCUGUUUAUUAUAGUCAUUGCUCCUGGUACCUCAUGUCUAGAUUUUGUCUGACCAGUAUCUCGCAAACUUUGUGACAUUUGUAAAAUUAGCGACCUAUGGGGUCUGCUUCUGACGGUUUAGUUUCAAGGUUAUCUUAAUGAAAUCUGAACAUGGGUCGAAUCAAAUGAAAAUUUGAAUGCUUCAAUAUGUGAUCCUGAUCUAACGUUAACAGAUUGCUCCUUUUGGAAGAUAUGCUUGUCAUAUUUCUUUUUCUUCGUAUUUUUCGUUUUGGUGUUUUAAUGAAAAAUGCUUUUCAUUCUACAAUUUGGACUUGAAAGAGAUCCAUCAUGGUAACAGCAGCCAAAUGUCUUUGUCAAAUAGAGCCUUCUUGAAUUUUACAAUCCCUUGUUCAGACUACAAAAGAUGCUUGUGUCAUUAGUCGUCAGCCUUGACUACUCCCGGAUUAUGAUAGAUUGAGCUUAGUAGAGGUAUUUUAGAUAAUCAGUUCAACAUAUUACAAAAUGAAGAUAACUACCAAGUACGGUAAUAUAAGGAAUUUUACUUCGCACUAGGAAGGGAAUGUGGUUUUGUGUGUAAUAUUAGCAUCUAUAGGGCUCUCUGGUUGUUGUCCAACCCCAACUUGAAAGGACAAUGUUCAGAAAUUUUCUUGAUGCUCUAGUCUCUUGUCUUCUAGGACGAAAGAAAUGGGAGCCAUCAUGAUAUGGACAAUGGAGGAGAUGCAGUCAAGGAGUCAGGACAAGAUGAAGCAUCAUGUAAAUCCGUAAAUCAGUAGACAGCCUUGGAGCUGUCUGACUUUGAACAAUUAAAAGUUCCAUUAAAUACAACUAACUAUACAGGGCCGGCCGGGUAUAUGGAUCAUAUGUUCCAUCGUGCUCCGUCUAAACACUAAAAGUGCCAGUUCACCGUUUCAAUUAGAUUGAAUUACUACUUGUUUACUUGUAUCAUUUUCUAUAUCUGUCCUUUAAAAUGCCAUGGAAUCUCUUACUGAAGCUAAAUUUGAACUGAAUGGAGUUCCGUGAUUUGGUUUGAAGAGAGAAGUCUAGUGCGGGUUCAUGGUCAAGAGGAAACUUCUUCUUGUUUCGAAAAGUGACCGCAGUACAUUUGCGCAACUUGCUUAGUACUGUAACCAUUCCUUUUUUUUUAAAUCAUAGAAGAUCUGAGAUCUUGGACCUUAUCUCUUUUACCACCUCCUAGAAUCUAAUACUACUACCAGGGACCGUUUUCGGUGCGCGUGAUUGGUCUUAAAAGUAGUUUGUUUGUUUCCUUUCUGUUUCUGUUCACGUUAACUGUAAGCUGAGAAAUCCGGCUUCUAUGUUGUUUGGAGUCCC
Molecule: messenger RNA, 3006 nt
Organism: Oldenlandia corymbosa var. corymbosa
Lineage: Eukaryota; Viridiplantae; Streptophyta; Magnoliopsida; Gentianales; Rubiaceae
Source: the annotation of a GenBank genome assembly